AUGAUCAUGACCCUGCUUCUUGUGACGUUUGAGUUUCUGCAGGGAAAUAUGAAAGCGGCUGACCACUUGAUGGCUGGGGGCAUUCAGCUCCUCAAGGAUAAUCUUACAAUCCUGCAAGGAGCCGCGGGCCGACCACGGUCAAAGAAACUAACGAGCGACGAGUUUGAGGAUGUCGAGCAUAUGCUUCCGAGACUUUCGGUUUCCAGUAGCGUAACGCAUUUUUGCAAUCUGCAAUCGCGUCAGUUUGCCGAGCUCAGAGGUUCCGGCGUCGGCAGCCUACCAGAUGCUGAUGGUCAGACCGGUCUGCCAAGGCUCCUGGCCCUCUGGAGCGAGUUCAGCACACGGGCUCUUGUCUUUGUCUGCCAGUCGUUCCGAAACCAGCUGCUGCAACUCAAAUACGACGUUACGGAGGUGGAAGAGAGACAGACACAGCUCCUCUUGCGUCUGCGUCAGUGGCGUGCCCUCCUCGACCAGUAUCUUGUUGGAGCAAAGAGCGAGACAGUUCGUUACUCGCUCAAGAUGCUCAUUCCACACUGGCUCAUGGUCUACAUCUUCACCAGCUGCGUUCUUGAUCCGACAGACCUCUCCUACGAUCACUUCGAGCCCGAAUUUCGUGAAAUCAAUACACGUUGUGCCGAGUUGUUAGCCAUGGAAAUCUACCAGGAGGGCAGUGCGACCGCACAGUCGUUCAGGAACAAGAUCAAGUUCUCCCUCGGCGAUGGCCUUAUAACGCCAUUGGCUCUGGUGAUCGGCAAGUGUCGAAUUCAUGACGUGCGGAUGGAGGCUGCCGAGAUGUUUAGGCUACUCCCUCGGGAAGCAGCUUGGGAUGCUCAGGCGCUCAUCAUUGGUAAACUUGGUCUGGUGUUGAUGGAGGAGCGAGCUCGGGUCAUCCAUGGUUAUGUUCCAUCAAAUUCACGGUGGUUCUGGACAGGAGGGGAAUGGGACAUCGACAACAGGGUCCUGCAUUCCCGAUACGUUCGAAUCGUGCCUGCUGAAGACGGCAGUCCCAUUCACUUGGGAAUGACUUUGGACCUGGACAGCUUACCUGAUAUCUGUGGCGAAGUUGGCUGCACAAAGGACCAUUCGUAUCUGCCCUUACGACACGCUCGCUCCGGACUGCGGGAUGUUAUGCACUGA
This is a messenger RNA of Phaeoacremonium minimum UCRPA7, 1137 nucleotides long. RefSeq names its product putative c6 zinc finger domain-containing protein. Bases 1 to 1137 code for a protein of 378 amino acids. The record is from RefSeq and is a predicted model, not a curated record. Lineage: Eukaryota; Fungi; Ascomycota; Sordariomycetes; Togniniales; Togniniaceae. The transcript has a single exon.